Tyto alba (common barn owl) is the source of this 7907-nucleotide messenger RNA. RefSeq names its product RAB27B, member RAS oncogene family (gene RAB27B). The transcript is spliced from 6 exons. The record is from RefSeq and is a predicted model, not a curated record. Gene Ontology annotation, molecular function: GTP binding; GTPase activity. Bases 797 to 1453 code for a protein of 218 amino acids. Gene Ontology annotation, cellular component: secretory granule; melanosome. Gene Ontology annotation, biological process: positive regulation of exocytosis; melanosome transport. NCBI's taxonomy places the organism in Eukaryota, Metazoa, Chordata, Aves, Strigiformes, Tytonidae.
CUAGAAGUGACUCUAACAGGAAACCUAGCAGGCGUCCUGUCCUCCCACAGAUCCGUUUUGCCUAGCUCUCUGCUCUUUUCUUCGUUGGAAGCCUCCACGCAGCUCUUUCUCGAUCAGAAAAUUAACAGUACGGCGGUGGAACGCUUGGGGAUGAGGACAGGUCUUCUUGGCGGUCCCGUGCUAAACUUGGUGGAUGCCCCCCUGUCUCUCAGACCCUUGCGAAAGGAUUUUUAAACCCUAAGUUGGUUUUUGGGCUCAUCACUCCGCACGCCAUGCCUUGAUGGUAGGUGCCCUUGUCACCUGCAUCCACUUGCCGAACCUGAAGGGAUCUUUGGAGUGAAAGGAUGAUGCCACAGUUAUUCUGCAGGUCAUCUUCAUGAGGUCCAGUAUUCACCUGCGCUUUGGCACGUCAUCCCAUGACCCAGGGCGUGAUGGCUCGUGCCGUGCACCAGAGAAAGCUGAGUGGGGUUGGUUUGUAGCUUUUUGGAGCUAUUGGAUCUAUUAGGCUGUCUCUAGGCUCUUGGAAGAGGAUCGCAUUUUAUUUGACUGUCAAACUCGUAGGAGCUGCUGACAUUUCUAGCUGUCAAAAAAAAAAAAAAAAAAAAAAAAAAAGAGGGGAAGUGGUGAAGGUUUUAAUGGUGCUGGAGGAGUCGGCCUCCGGUCUCCCUGCAGCAAAAUCAAAGAGUUGCAGGAAGUCUCCCAACGCCGGCUGCGGUGAGGAGCGCGGAGCUUGCUCGUGAAGCCUUUCCCUGCUCAGCUCAGGGUUUGCUGGUUUGAGUUCCUAAAAAUUAGCACUAUGACUGAUGGAGACUAUGAUUAUCUGAUCAAACUCCUGGCCCUUGGAGACUCUGGGGUUGGAAAAACAACGUUCCUCUACAGAUACACCGAUAACAAAUUUAAUCCAAAAUUCAUCACGACAGUAGGGAUAGAUUUUCGGGAAAAACGAGUGGUCUACAACAGCAGAGGACCAAAUGGAUCUUCAGGAAAAGCCUUCAAAGUACAUCUCCAGCUUUGGGACACAGCCGGACAGGAAAGGUUUCGAAGUCUCACCACAGCGUUUUUCAGAGAUGCUAUGGGCUUUUUACUAAUGUUUGAUCUCACCAGUCAACAGAGCUUCUUAAAUGUCCGAAAUUGGAUGAGUCAGCUGCAAGCCAAUGCAUAUUGUGAGAAUCCAGAUAUAGUCUUAAUCGGUAAUAAAGCUGAUUUAUCAGACCAAAGAGAGGUAAACGAAAGGCAAGCAAAAGAUCUGGCAGACAAAUAUGGCAUACCGUACUUCGAAACAAGUGCUGCUACUGGACAGAACGUGGAGAGAGCUGUGGACACGCUUCUGGACUUGAUAAUGAAGCGUAUGGAGCAAUGCGUGGACAAGACCCAAGUUUCCGACCCAGCCAACGGCGGGAGCUCGGGAAAGCUAGGUUCGGCAAAACCGGAGGAGAAGAAGUGUGCCUGCUAAACGUCGCCUUCAAAACUGGGAGAAGCAGUGAAAAUAUUUCCUCAGAAUACAGCUGACCUACCACCAAAUUCAAGCCGGCUCCGCCGAGCCACGCCCAGAAGCGAAGUUCCGUUGUUUUAUUGGGAUUGUGCGCUUUUCUCCAAAGAACUGGUUUCAAACUCCCAAGCUGUGUUUCAGUGAGGCUCUUGUGCUGGAAUGAUUCUUCUUGACACGGUGCCGUCUUCGUGGAAAACUCUCCCACCUCUUCUUUUCCCCCAGCCCUCAUCUUUAUGUUUUGUGCGAUCAGGAUAUUGAAUAGAGGAGAGUAGCUUUAUUUUUUUUAAAAAAAAAAAAAAAAACGAGGGAAAGAACCGAUUGUCUGCAUACACUGGAUGCUAAAAUUAAAACGGAGGUGGGUGGUUUUCUAGGUCCGUGCCGUUUUUCCACAGAAUCCUUUAUAAUUCUUAACCUUCAUCAGGGACCGGGUGUUUUCGAAGGCAGAGAUACAAAAGAUUUUAUGCGGCCUCUUACGAAAAACUUAACGCUGUGAAUCCGUCCCGACUGAAUCACUGAGACAGUGGCUGGGGGAGGCGGGGGGGUUGUGUGAGUGUGGUUUGGGUUUGAGGGGAGGAAGUAGGGCAUUUAAUUUGGAAAAAAAAAAAACAAAAACAAAAACAAAAAAAAUGAUCAGGGAAUUGUGCAGCAUCGCUUGUGCUGCCAAUAAUCCAAGCAGGGAUUGGAGCGUUACGGGGAAAAAUUAUGGAGGGGGAUUUUGAUGCUGCAGGGAAAUAGUUUAUAAAGGAGAGGGUAUAAUGUGUGGGAAGAGAGAGAAACUAUAUUUUUUAAGACAGCUUCUUACCGUUAGCAAAAAAUAUUCUCCCCUCCUCAAGGCAACUAUUCUUCUUUUUCUCUGGGUAACUGUAAACUCUGCUGUGCCGAGAGCGCCUCCGAGUUACCGCCGCAGCUUUGCCGGGUCCGCGCGCUUAGGUUUGCAACAGAGGACAGCUUUCUCAUACUCUUAAAUCUGCUCCAAGAGAGCCAAGUGGAAAAAAAAAAAAAAAAAAAAAAAAUGGGAUGGGAGGACUUGGAAGGACGCGAGUCCAGAAUAGGUGACCGAAGAGAUGGAAAUGGGUUGCGGGAGUUUGCGGGUGUCUGGGCGCGGAGGGUGGGAGUCGCUGCGUUGGCGUGCAGCGGCGGAAGGGUGCAGUGCAAAAGAUAAGGCAAAUGCAGGGAAGAAUAAAGAAAAAUACUAUAUUUAUAAGUAGAGAUCAUUUUCUAAGCCGAGUUACAGCAUAUUUAUUAGUCUACCCCGGCCUUUUUUGUAGAAUAACCGUUGUGUUUUUAUACAGGUGGUAGUUGGAGGUCUGUUUGUGUUUAUUGCGCUUUAAGCUACUUGAAAAUCACUUGGGAGGCUGCAGACUGGGGUGGGGGCAGGGGGGAAAACAAAUCUCUUUACAAACCAAGCUGCUUUAGUUGGGUUGACAGGGCUGCAGGCUUUCCUUUGUUUAAAUGUUUUCAGCUUUGAUGGAUUGAAAAUUGCAAACUUUGCGAACAGCAAGCUCAUAAAGUGUUUCAGUGCUUCCCAGAAACGGAGAAUUUACCAGAUUCAGCGCUGAAAAAAUAACAGGUUUUUCUGCCCAGCUCCUAAACCGAUGUUUACUUGAUGAUUUGGCAUGUUAACGGGGCAGAUGGUGCAUCCGUUGGAGCAGACCCAUUGGGUGAGUAACCAAAUAGCUGCGAUUACCAUGCCAGGAAUCUUAACUUGCAGGCUGUAAAGAUUAUAUAAGUGAUAGACUAUACCUAGAAGCUACAUAUAGUGAGUAUUAUACAAGCAGGUGUAAUGCAGGUCCUUUUACAGGCUAUAAGCAACCCUCAAGAGGUGGAGAAGCCGUUGUGGUAGUCAGAUUUCCCAGGCAGAAGAUAUUCAGAUAGUUUCCUCACUGACUUGAGAGAAGUAGACUGGAAGUUCUGGGUUUUCUUUGAAGUGCAGUUGUGUUGCUUUUUAAUACGUAGCAUAAAACAUAAUGUUAAAAAAAAAACCAAAAUAGUAUCGUGCCUCGAAUUCCUGAAAAUGAUGAUCUGAGGAGCUCGCUGUCUCACUUUCAGCAAAAUCUUAUCUUGUGGCAUCAGAUUUUUGUCCAUUGAAUGGGAGUGAAAGAAGUUUCUGUGAAUGGUAAGUUACUGACAGUCGACCAAAGCCUGUUUCCCAGAGCAGCUGAAGUAGAACUUUGCUAAAAGGUGUUAAAAAGCCCAAAGUGACUUCAGUAGCAGGCAGGUGAUUCGUACAAAGGGUGUGUAAAAAUCCCAAACCUGGCACUGUUGUGAAGCAGCAGCUUGAUGGAGCUCAGUUGCUUCUGUUUAUCUCUCCACCUGCCAAAACUAGCACUUGGAAUAAGAAGAAAAAUUUUUUAAAUAAUAAUAAUAAUAAUAAUAAAAAUACAGCAGUGGUGCCUUCCGCGCUGUUCUGGGUAUCUCCUAACCUUGUCACUGAGCUUUAGUGACUGUGAAUUAUCGGAGCUGGGAGCAAUGUUCUGUCAGGAUACAGUCUUGGAAACUCCCCAGCGCCGCUGGAGCGAGCUCAUGGCCGGGUCUCUCAGGCCAGUGCUGCUCGAGAGCUCUGUUAGGAACGAAAGGGAAAUGACUGAAGUCAGAAUUCCAUCGCUUGGUUUGUAUUUGUUGAUAGAAGAAGCUGGUUAUUUUUUUUGUGUUUUUUUUUUUUUUUUUUUUUUUUUAAAUAUCUGUGAAUACAUGUGAAACUAUCAGCCCAAAAGGGUUUGGCCAGCAAAACUUUGGAGGAAAGGAAGGGAAACUUAAACCUGUUUCUUACCCUGGUAGGUGAUACAAGUUUUCUACAGUAGCUCUCCCUGUUCAUAUUAAGAAAACAGGAAUAUGAAAAGCGAUUCCAAAGGGCUCCUGGCACCGUCGUUGUUGAUCAGGUCAAUUCUUUUUGCAAAAAACCUAGAUAACUCACUCCUCUGAAAACUUGCCUCCUCUCCGUCAUCAUGUGGUAGGAACUGAAAGGGAUAACAGCGCUGAGGCUCACAAAUUCUAUGUAAUAACUGGGAAAUCAUGGUAAUUGCAGGUAGUUCCAGCUUUUCGGAGUUCUUCUUGCCAGCUCCCGAGCGUAUCCCUCGCUGGAGGCGGCGUAUCUUACCGCCUUCAGCCUUUUUGCACUCCUGUUGCUUGGAAGUGUUUCACUUUGACCUAUCCAGCCCUAUAAAUUGUUCCAUUUUAGCACAAAUGCAGCUUGUCUGCAAGCCUGCUAGAUAUCCCGUGGCAGGGCUAGAGAGGGAGAGAAGGACCUGGGUUAUUUUAUCCACGGUGAUACUAAAAAUUAAAUAGCAGUGCCGGUGUUCUAACCCUCUGGGCUUUUGUCUUGAGUUUCAGGCCAAGCACUGGUGUCUUUUUGUGUCCUUUGAGAAAAACCUUCUUUCAGUUUUCCAGCAUCCCUCCAGGCGAGUGCUCUUGCUGCAGGCUUCCUUGUGCAGCAUGUGUGGGAAUUUCUGACCGGUGCCGUGCACUGACAGAAGGUGAUGGUGUUACCCCUCCUUCAGAGGUGCAACCUGUGGGAUUUGACGCUGAGGAUAAUUCCAGUUUCCUUUUCUCUCUGCAUAGUUCUGCCUUCUUCCUCCCCGGCAACCGUCUCGGGCUGUAGAUGGUUCAAUUUAUCCAACUUCUGGUUGCACGUGCUCCUUUAAUCUUCUCCAUGCAUCCCAGUUAACUCGCAUGUGCAGCGUAACAAAUCUUACCUCGUCCUUAGAGGGAUGAGGAAACUUAAGAGUCGGCUGGGAAUGUCUUUAAGCUGAUGUUGCUGCUCUUACUAUGACGUUUGCGCAGCCUUUGCUGACCUUACCCAGCCCCUCGCCUUGCAGGAGGAGCGCCAAGACCUUUUUUAGGAGUGCAAGAAAGAAAAAGUGCUGUUGUUAAAUUAGAUUUUUUUUUUUCUUUUUUUUUUUUUUUUUUUUCGGAUGCAUAGAUGCCAGGGCAGGAUCCUGUACUGCUCUGCAUCCUCAGGAAUAAAUCAAUUUACCUGCGGAGGGGUGGGAAUACGUAAGGCUGGCUGGAACUUGCGGGAUACAAGUGGUACUAAAGGCAACAUGCUUUAAAUAAGAGAAGUGCCUUUAAAUGUUUACAGUGUUUACCAGAGAGCCCAGUUUGAGAAGUUACGUGAGUUUGUGUUUAGGUGCUUGGCUGAAUUGGGUCUGGAGUGUCUCUGUGAAGUGAGGAGCAAACCAACAAGCUCUAAAAUGGUGUAAAAUGGAAAAAAAAAAAAAAAAACAAAAAAACCUGCACAGAACUCCCUACGCUGUGAACAUACAGCUAUGGAUGAGCUGCUUUUUAUUAUUUGGUUUUAAAUAUUGCCCAGCCAUGACCAAAAUUAUUCUGUCACCUGAAAAAGACCAGCAGGGUGUUCAUGACUCGUCUGCACCGCACCGUUUUUAGACGCUGAAGCAGCCGCUCUCCGUACGGGGCCCGUCGCCGACGUGGUCCGAGACAGGAUGUAGCGUGCGGCACCUCGUGUAUUUUAAGCUUUGCAAUCAUUCCAGCUUUCAUUUUACGAAAUAUUUUUAGCUGUGAUCAGCUAGUACUGUGUGGUGGUUUGUUUUUUGGGGGGUUUUGGGGGGUUUUUUUUUGGUUGCUGUUGUUGUUUUCCCUCCUUAUUCUGAAGACUCAUUGCCAAAUAAAAGCGUUUGGGCAGGGGAGUGAUUCCAGGCCGUGGUUGCAGGGCAGCACGUCCUCAUUUCUCAGACCUGGCCGCUGCGGUUUCCCCACGUCACCAUCUCCUUUUCCAGCUCAGCACCCGCCUGCCCCUCGGAGAGGUUAUAACACUAAAGAAAACCAGUAGCAGGGACCUAAAUAGUCUGUCUUACAACCUUGCCCUUCCGUGGCUUUUUACGGACGUUUGCAAGAGAAAAGGUAUUUGCUUCUCUGAAUUCAAAAAAAAAAAAAAAAAAAAAAAAAAAAGUUUGGGUGCCUGAAACAUGUUGUGUUUUUUUUUUUUUUUUUUUAAAAAAAAGAGGAAACAUAAGGCAAGAACAGACAAUUUGCUGACUGCUCGCGCAGCUGAGACUGGCAGUAAGGAUGAUGUAGCAAAAGACAAGCUUGCCAGCAGCUGCCAUUUCCUUGCUGUCUCGGUAACUUUAUAAAAACCGAUUGCCUUAACUGUUUUCUGAAGGCUUAUUUAACGUUCAGAAUGUGUCGAGGCUUGUCAUGUUUGCAUUUUAGAGGAUUGGAUGAUGUAAAGAAAGUGUAUUACAAGGUGCGCGAGACGCGAUUUGAAUACCUGCUCCAUAGCAACUCUUCUUUGGGACUGUUUCGAGGUCAUAGGUUUUAGCUCCUACAACUGUUUCAAUCCAUGGAUAUAACUGAUGUUUUCAGCCUAAACUUUAGAAAAAAAAAAAAAAAAAACAAACAAAAAACUUGGAGCUGUUAUUUUAAGAUUUGUAUUCUUGGCACAAUAACUGAAGAAAAGCAGCAAGCGUAAAAAUAACCUCUCGUGGUUGCUAUUUUUAUACAGGUGUGAACACUGGAGGAGUUUCAGACCAUGCUCUGAUCUUGCUUACAAAGAAAAGGAGAAAAAAAAAAAAAUGUGUUAUAACUGAUGUGAAACUGUGAAAAUUGUUUUGUUUUUUUUUUUACCUGACUGCUAGGAGACCUGGUUUGAGGCCCCUGUAAAGAGAAAAGCGAAUUUUCACAGCUUCUUUCCUAUCUAAUAAUUCUACUUUGAAUAGAAACUCCCUCCCCCAAAGAACCCCCCCACACACCCCCAUAUAGGAUAAGUUUUGUGGUUUGUGUUCUUUUUUUUUUUUUUCUUUUCCCCCAGAGGAUCCUGUUGACCUGGGACUAUCGUCUUUGAUGCUGGGCAGGUCUGUUUCUGAUUUCUUCUUCUUCUUUCUAAACUAAUUAAAGGCAACAGAGGAAAUGAUUCUUUGCUCCGUGCUUUGCUUCCAGACGGUUACCUAGUUAAAAAAAUCACUUUAGAAAAUAGACCCUAAAGUUGUCCAUCCUCAUCGUGCGAUCGGGCUUAAUGGACAAACUGUAUGUUAGAAGAAACCUGUUGUAUCUUACUCAUGGGAGUUAAAUGGUGGAGUUUUUUGUUCGAGUAUCUUUCACCUUUCCAGAUAAACACUAAGCAUCCUGUAUCAAUUACCUUUUCAGUGUCUCCUUCUGUUCUACUACUGUAAGCAUGUUUUCUGUUUGUCUUCAACAGAUCUGCGCUCUUGCCUAGUGCCAUGGGUGUGAUUGAAACUCCCCCGAACACAAAUAGUAUUUUUGAUGAUAGAUGCCCCUUGGUCGGACCGUGGCGCUUGCUUCUUACCGCUGUCAGUGUCACUCUGUUGUACCAAAGUGGCUUCAAAACGUUCUGUCAACUGAGUCGCGGGUGGCCGGGUUUGUGUAAUGCAGCUGAGGGAUGUACCCCGUGACUCAGUUUCGGCGCUGUUCUUUUCAGAAUAAAAAAAAAAAAAAAAAAAAA